Molecule: messenger RNA, 585 nt
Organism: Propithecus coquereli (Coquerel's sifaka)
Lineage: Eukaryota; Metazoa; Chordata; Mammalia; Primates; Indriidae
Gene: IGSF23
Product: immunoglobulin superfamily, member 23
Source: RefSeq, a predicted model, not a curated record
AUGAUAUUCUCCCCUGAGGGCCUCCCGGGACCCGCUCACACUGGCCGGGAGAUGCUGGGCACCCAAGGCAGCCUGGUCAUCAGAAACGUGACGGCUCAGGACUCGGGCAGCUACACGGCCGUGCUGGAAACCAGCAGGGGACGCAGGAGUGCGACGGAGCAGAUCCGCGUCAGGAACAGCUUCAAGCCAGUGCCGCUGCUGACAGUCCCACAAGCUAUUGAGGGCGUCAUCGAGAGUGACCUCAACUACUCGGUGAUCUUGGAGUGGGUGACAAUAGCGAACCCUGACUGGACCCUCAAUGGGAAGAUCCGUGGGACCGGGGAGCAGCUGUUCAUCCGGCGGUUGUCCUGGGAGCAGCUGGCCACCUACGUGUGCACGGCCACGAGCAGCGAGGAGCAGCGGUCCUCCCAGCCCGUGACUGUCAUGCUCCCAAAACCCAUCAUGGAUCCCACGGACGCUGAGCCCAUCGAGCCAGACCCCACGCUCUCCCUGUCAGGAGGGCCUGCCAUCGGCCUCCUCGUGGCUGGAAUUCUGGGAGCCAUAGUCUUGUUGGGGGCCACGGGCUCACUCCUCAUCGAGCACUAG